GAUCAGCUGAUAGGUUUGUUUUGCUGGUUAGAGACUCGCAGGCAGAGGAGGAGAGAGAGAGAGAGAAAAAAGAAGGGCUUUUGUAACACACGCUAUUCCGUGUUUUUAGAGAGAAAGACUCUCCUCAGAAGAAGAGGACGACCUUCUCAGAAGAGGACACUGUUGUUUUUUUUACCCCAGGCUCUCUGCCUAAAGACGAGGACACGGUCUUAUUAUAAACAUGCCUUCAGAAAAGACGUUCAAACAAAGGAGGACAUUCGAACAGAGAGUGGACGAUGUUAAACAGAUCCGAGAGCAGCACCCGAACAAAAUCCCGGUCAUCAUUGAGAGGUACAAGGGUGAGAAGCAGCUCCCUAUUCUGGACAAAACGAAGUUUUUGGUUCCUGACCAUGUGAACAUGAGUGAACUCAUUAAGAUCAUCAGGAGGCGCCUGCAGCUGAACUCCAACCAGGCUUUCUUCCUGCUCGUGAACGGCCACAGCAUGGUGUCCGUUUCCACGGCCAUUUCCGAGGUCUACGAGCGCGAGAGGGACGAAGAUGGCUUCCUGUACAUGGUGUACGCUUCCCAGGAGACUUUUGGAACAGCGGCCUCGCAGUAAACGCCUACAGGCUCUUUCUUCUGGACAAUAAUACAACCCACGCCCCCCUACCCCCACCCUCUGUCCUUUUCCGCCAUAGACCACCUCCACACAGACGCAGAUAGGACCACAGGAGCUAGACCUGUUGUCCUUUUUUGGCUGGCCCCGUUGCCCCCAGCCUUUACCAGACCCUAGAUUUCAUUCCUUUUAAACCCGGCCUCUCUUACUGAUGUCUUUUGUUAUUAUGGAUCAAAAAGGGGUCUUUUUUUGUUUGGGGAGAAUGAGAUCAUCCUUCGGUUGUAGGAUGGAUUGUGCUGACGAUCAGCAAAAGGGUGGCGAAGGCUUGAAAGAAAGAAACAAAGGGGUUUGUUUGCAAAUGGGGUUUGUUUUAUUUCUUUUCCCUGAGCAGAUUGGUGCGUUUUUCGGCACGCCGUCGUUAGCACAAGAGCAUUUACCGAAACGGUUCGCGUCAGUUUAUGAAUGUGGUCCAAAUUCUAAACAAAUCAGACACAUCAGAUCUGCUUGGACGUUUCCGUUCUGUUUUUAACCUGGAAGAAGCUUAAUUAUCAGAGGUUUGAUAACGUAAACGCGGCUCAAGCGCUCUGAGUUCGGGUACGGCUCUCGGUUUGCGGGAUUGCGUGACUCAGCAAAGCUCAUAUCCUGACAUAAUUUAUUUAAUUUUAUGACUUAAGAGUAGUUUAUCAGCUUGUUCGAGCCUGAAUUCAGAUCUCUUUUCUUCUCAGAUCUCUCAGAGGUGGAGUUAUAAGUCAUUUCGAGUCCUGUUCCCAAAGGCCUGUCGUUUGGGAACAGGACGGGCCUCCGUUAUCUCGCUCAAUUUAGACAGACUGCUUGUUGCUGACAAACCAAAUCUUAUCUGAAGAGUUAAGCGGUUCUGCCUUUCUUCUCUCCUCUCCUGCUUUCUUCAGGAGGGCUGUGGGUGCUGUAUUUCGGAUCCACAACCCAAGAAAGCGAAAAAUGUCAUUUUUCCCCCUCUUUAACUUCCCCAAGUCACUCAGAAGUGGGACAAAAGAGGGAAAUGCUGAGCUAUCAAGAACCUUAUGAUUGUAGUGCAAAGCUUUUUAAUGCAGAUAUAGAAAAAAUAAAGGAGAAUAUGUCAUCAAAACAAGCCAAGCCGCAUAGGAAAAGAGCAUAAGUGAAUGGAUGAAUGUUGUUUUGCAAAAAAACGCUGUGGGUGGUUUGCCGCUCGCCUGUGCUGUGACGGGCAGGAAGCUACCUGUUUUAGAUGGACACGUCACUUUAGCAGGUGCAGGCAGCCCUGGGUUUGGGCUCGAACGGCUCCGAAACCCAAGCUUCUCUUCUGGUGCACGCUUUUAGAGUUCCUGAUUUUAAUAGAGAGGGUUAUUUACGCCUUUAUAAACGCAUAUGUGUGCUACUGUACGCCAACGUCGGUAUGUCUUACAGGUAAUUGUACAACAAAAAAAAGUUUAGAUGCCUUUUAUCCUGAGCGUUUGCAUUUAGCUUAAUCGUCUUGUUUUAUUUAAAGAGAUGUUUCCUUGUAAUCAUAUGCUUAUACGUAUGUGUAAUGAACAAAAUAAAUAAAUAAAGGAAAGGUUAUUUGUUUGAAAGCGGGUGUGAUGGAGAAGAGCGGAGGUGCCGUGCUUUAUCUGUUCUCAUCUCUGUGCUGUCCCACCUCUUCUGCAUCUCUGCAUUUACAGCAAUAUUGCACCACUCUCUUCUUGACCUGUCUGUCAUUUUAAAGGAGAAAUAAAACAGAGCAAUAUUCA
This is a messenger RNA of Colossoma macropomum (tambaqui), 2322 nucleotides long. It is a transcript of the gene map1lc3b, whose product is annotated as microtubule-associated protein 1 light chain 3 beta. Gene Ontology annotation, cellular component: cytosol; autophagosome; autophagosome membrane. Gene Ontology annotation, biological process: autophagy of mitochondrion; autophagosome assembly; macroautophagy. The record is from RefSeq and is a predicted model, not a curated record. Bases 221 to 598 code for a protein of 125 amino acids. The transcript is spliced from 4 exons. Lineage: Eukaryota; Metazoa; Chordata; Actinopteri; Characiformes; Serrasalmidae. Gene Ontology annotation, molecular function: ubiquitin protein ligase binding.